This is a messenger RNA of Neodiprion fabricii, 2853 nucleotides long. RefSeq lists its product as uncharacterized. The transcript has a single exon. The record is from RefSeq and is a predicted model, not a curated record. Bases 1 to 2853 code for a protein of 950 amino acids. Lineage: Eukaryota; Metazoa; Arthropoda; Insecta; Hymenoptera; Diprionidae.
AUGGAGAAGGAACUGUGUGUAUUCAGCCAAACAAUAGAAGAUAGCAGAGACAGGUUGGAAUUAGACAGAAACAGAGAACGAGUAGAAGCAAUGAACAGUGAAUCAAUCAUUGCUGAGCAUCGUUACAACGGGGAUAUUGAAAAAGGCACUUUUAAAACUGCAGAACAACUACACAUGGGUGAAAUGAACGUAAAAUGUAAACAUUGCAAUGCAGAAAGGUUCAAAUAUGAAACAGGAAGGGUGGCAAAUAAUUGCUGUCAUGGAGGAAAAAUAACAUUACCACCAUUAACGGAAUAUCCUGAUGUACUUCAACGUCUGCGAGAAGGGAAUGACGAAGUAUCAAGACACUUCAGACAACAUAUACGAUCAUAUAAUGACGCGUUUGCGUUUGCAUCAUUUAAUUGUACCGUGGCAGAUCUGGGGAAUUCAGGACCAUAUGUGAUGAAAAUAAUCGGGGAUGUGAGUUACAAAAUAUCUACAAGUUUAGAGACCGCAAACAAUAACCGACCAAGAUAUGGACAAAUUCACAUCUACGACGUACAAACUCAGCUAGCGCUGAGAGAAAAUGAUGCAAGAAGAGCAAAUCUGUUAGAAAUUAUUGGUAGACUGAUAAUAGAUAUCAAUCCUUAUGCAGCAAAUUUUAAAACAACGUACGAGCGAUUUGUUAAGGGAGAAAGCCUGGUGAGAUUAAACUUUAUAGCACUCAAGGAAGACGAUAGAGGGCGGUACAAUGCGCCAACUUGUGGUGAGCCAGCAGCUCUGAUCGUUUCAGAUGACGGGGCAGUAUCUGAAAAUAUAGAAGUACAAGUAUUUCCAAAACAAGACCGUGCAGUUGGAUAUGUGCCGAGAUAUUCGCAUCACGUUGAUCCAAUGACUUUUCCAUUACUAUUUCCGAGCGGUGAUUUAGGAUGGAGCUAUAAUAUGAAACACGUAGGAACAAACAAGAAAAUCUCUCCUGUUCAAUACUAUAGACAUCGAUUGGCCUUACGUCGAGGCGAAGCACAGAAUCAGUUUUUGCGGAGCGGACGAUUGACACAACACUAUGUGAUUCACGCAUAUCUCAAAAUUGAAUCGCAGCGUUUAUUGUUUUUAAGAAAUAAUCAGAAGCAAUUGCGUGUAGAAUGUUACAAAGGAAUCACUGAUCACAUAUCAAAUAGUGAAGCGAAUACGUCGGACCGAACAAGACUUGGGAACCAAAUGAUUUUACCAUCAUCAUUUUCCGGCAGCAUGCGACAUAUGCAACAGCAGUACCAAGAUGCAAUGGCAAUAACAAGGAAAGUUGGACGACCGGAUUUAUUCAUUACAAUGACAUGUAAUCCUAAGUGGCCGGAAAUAUGUACGGUAUUAAAAGAUUUUCCUACAGGUACCACUGUAAACGACAUUCCAACAAUAGCUUGUCGAAUAUUCAACAUGCGGCUACAACAGGCACUAAAGGAAAUCGAAAGCGGUUCAGUAUUUGGAAAGAUUGAAGGAUACGUAUACACAGUUGAAUUUCAGAAAAGAGGCUUACCGCAUGCUCACAUACUAUUUAUCUUAAAUAACUAUGACAAACUUUUGACUCCAGAAGCAAUUGACAGUUUUAUAUCUGCAGAAAUACCAUACAAACGAAUACAUCAACAACUAUAUCAAUCUGUCACAUCACACAUGCUACACGGCCCUCACACAUCCAAAAUACCAUGCUGGAAUUCGGUAACGAAGUCAUGCUCAAAGAAAUUUCCGAAAGACUUAGUGGAAAAUACUGAUAUAAGCGGUGGCGGUUUUCCAAAGUAUCGCGGACGAAAAAAUACAGACAUAAACUAUUACCGCAACCGCGUGGAAGGAAGAAAUAUCCAAGUAGACAACAGCAUGGUUGUGCCUCACAAUCCAUACCUACUUGCAAAGUACGACUGCCACAUGAACGUAGAAUAUCGUGCGUCAAUAAUGGCUAUUAAGUAUGUCUUCAAGUACAUCCACAAGGGACAUGAUCGUGCAAGAGUACAGAUAACUGAUUCAAACAGCGAGAGUGAUGGUCAGCCAAUAAUCAACGAAAUACAGGAUUAUGUAGAUUCGCGUUACGUAGGACCGAUGGAAGCAGCUUGGCGUAUACUAGAACUGCCAAUGCAUGGACGAAGUCAUGCCGUCACACGCUUACCUGUACACCUACCGGGGCAGCAAUACGCAACGUUUGAGGAAGGUAGAGAAGUCGAAGCCGCUACAAAUGAAAAAAAGUGGAGAACCCACCUUAUUGCAUGGUUUGAAUUGAACAGCAUAGAUGAAAUGGCAAGAAAUAUAACUUACGCGAACACGCCAGAUUACUAUUCGUUUCAAGAAGCAACAAAAACGUGGAAAAAAAGAAAAUAUGCAUGUAAAGUAGUUAGUAGAAUGACAAAUGUUUCACCAAGGGAUUCCGAAAGAUUUCACCUCAAACUAAUCCUUGGACAUGCGACAAAUGCAAGGAGUUUUAUAGAUUUACGCACUGUAAACGGGAAAGAAUGGAAUACAUUUAGAGAGGCUGCAGUGGAUAUGGGUUUAACUGCGACAAAUGACGAAGCUUUCAAAAUAUUCGACGAAGCUGUUUCAAUACUUAUGCCGAAACGGUUACGUCAUUUUUUUGUGUGGUAUUUAAUCGGUGAAAUGCCAUCGAACGUGAUAGAUUUAUGGAAUACUUACAAGAAAGCACUAUCUGAAGACUUCGUGGAUCAGCAUGAAAAUAGAGCACUAUGUGCAAUUGAGCAUCUUCUCAGAGCUGAGGCAAGAUCAUGUGCAGAUUUUUACUUACCAAUACCAAAGAUAAUUUUCGAAAAUGAAGCGGACGAAAUAACAGUGGAAAAUAUAGAAACCUUUGCAAAGAAAGGCAAUGAACUGGUGAAGUAA